Messenger RNA from Morchella importuna, 1149 nucleotides. RefSeq lists its product as uncharacterized. Gene Ontology annotation, molecular function: phosphoric diester hydrolase activity. The coding region runs from base 1 to 1149 and encodes 382 amino acids. The record is from RefSeq and is a predicted model, not a curated record. The transcript has 7 exons. NCBI's taxonomy places the organism in Eukaryota, Fungi, Ascomycota, Pezizomycetes, Pezizales, Morchellaceae. Gene Ontology annotation, biological process: lipid metabolic process.
AUGUCCGCGGCAGAGCUAACAUCAGUUACGAUGCUCUCCAUCGAAUCGUUUCUCGCCGCUGCCAACACGGUUACCACGUGCAUGUCUCAUUCGCCCCUAAACCCUGCGGAGAUUAUGUCCUAUUCGAAUUCAGCAUGUCCGGCCCAGCAAGCUAUGCUCCCGCUGUCUUCUUCUUCUUCUCCAAUGACAUGUCAGUGCAGUGACACAAUAACGCUGUUCGGGGGCUACGGUACUGCUGCGGCUGUGAUUGUCGCGGGCGCCGCUGUGCCGACGGCACUGGCGCAGAAUCUGGGCAUCCAGGACGUGCUGGAUGCGUGGGACUCGUCGCCGUAUUCGAGCUAUCCCACACAGUUUACGCGGGAUAUCAUACCGAAAAAGUUGCACUCCCACAACGACUACUGGAGGAAGGCUCCCCUGUUUACCGCAAUUGCGAAUGGUGCAAUCUCCGUAGAAGCCGAUGUCUGGCUCUACAACGACACUCUCUAUGUCGGCCACGACACCUCCUCCCUCACCCAAAACCGCACCUUCUCGACCCUCUACAUCAACCCCCUCCUCGAGAUUCUCACGCUCCAGAACCCCACCACCCCCUUCGUCACCUCGCCCACGCGCAACGGCGUCUAUGACGCCUCCGUCUACCAAACCCUCUUCCUCUUCGUCGACGUCAAGACCGACGGCGCCACGACCUGGCCCGCCGUUCUCAAAGCCCUCCAGCCCCUACGCGCACGCAACUAUCUGACAACCGUCAACGGCACCACCAUCACUCCCGGCCCCAUCACCAUCAUCGGCACCGGCGCCACACCACUCGACCAGAUCCGCAGCAAGAGCUCGCGCGACUACUUCUACGACGGCCCCCUGACCGAGCUGGAUGAAAAGAACAUCACGCGGGCCAUUUCGCCGAUUGCCAGCACGGCGUUUACGUCGACGAUUGGCGCCGUGAAUGGGACAGGGUUGAGUGCGGAGCAGAGGAAGAAGGUGGAGGGGCAGGUGAAAGAGGCGCAUGAGAAGGGGAUUUGGGUCAGGUAUUGGGAUCUGCCGAGUUGGCCCGUGUCGGUGAGGGAUGGGGUGUGGAGGGAUUUGGUGGCGGCGGGGGUGGAUUUGUUGAAUGUGGACGAUUUGGAGGCGGCGGCGGGGUUGAAGGAGGUUUGGUAG